GUUUUUGUGCCGGUUAUUGUUGCAUUGUGUUUGUUUGCCGUCUUGUGCUGUUCUUGCAAAGCCCAAGGUUUACGGAUAGCCCGAGCUCUCGAUCUGGUUAGAUGCAGGACAGGACAGGGGAUGCCAAGAACGAAGGCAAGGCAGGGUAUAACGGUGCAGGAAUAGGCUAUCAGAUUCUAAGCUUCAUUUUGCCGUUGCCGUUGAUCGCCACACCCUUCCCGGGAAGGCAGGCACCGCAAGAUACGAGGCAGGUUUUCUCGGGAAAGCCACCAGGCUGGGCCACCAGGCUGGGUCACCGGGAAAUCAAGAAAUCCCUCGACCCAGCCUCAUGGCGCCACCAUGUUUCCGUCGCUGCUGGUGCGGCAGCUCCUUCCCUGGGAGACAAUCUCGCGGUGGGCUCCGCGGAUCAGCGCCUUCCUUGCCGUACUGUACUGUACGGUAUGGAUGUACCUGCCGCCUACAGCCAAAUGCUCGCGUGA
Messenger RNA from Gaeumannomyces tritici R3-111a-1, 479 nucleotides. RefSeq lists its product as hypothetical. The transcript has a single exon. The record is from RefSeq and is a predicted model, not a curated record. The coding region runs from base 102 to 479 and encodes 125 amino acids. NCBI's taxonomy places the organism in Eukaryota, Fungi, Ascomycota, Sordariomycetes, Magnaporthales, Magnaporthaceae.